GACCUAUCUUAUGAAAGUUGAAGCAAAUACAAUCAGUUGUAUUUGCAUAACUUGAAUGAAUGCUAGGGUCAUCUUGUCAUUAUAGGAGUUGUCUGCUGGAGUCCCGCCUGCUGUUUUUUUUAAGUUACAGUCUCCUUCAGUUUGCUCAGAACAUUCCGGAGAUUCCUGCUGUUCAGAUGCUGAUUGGAUCAGAGUGACUUUUUAAAGGAAUGUUUGCGUGCUACCACGAGGCACACAACAGAGACCCUCCUGAUCUGUCACAUUUUUAUGCAAAAAAACAAACGAGACCAAAUUUGAAUGAAUUAUCUUAAAAAGACAGCUUUUUCAGUGGAGAAUGGCUUCGUGAAUUAACCCAAUAUUCCCGCUGCUGUAGAGGCAUACGCUAAUGAAGUAUGCCUUUUUGUAAAUCUGGUUCUGCCAGUGUCUGCAUUCAUUGUGAAGAGAUGUUUAACUUAGCUUAGUGUCUGCCAUUAAGUCUACCCAGACUGAUCAAGUCAUGUAAUAACUUUUAUAAACAUUGUACAGGCAAACCAUGUGUAGAUAAUUAAACAUAUUUUGUAAUGAAUUGAAUAGUGGUAGAUAGAAUGUAAUCGACUUGUCAUCGGCUUAGACAUAAGCUACUUGGCCGAAGUUAUCCUCAAUAUGAAGAAUAUUUGGGGAAAAAGUGCCAGUGCUUGAAUGUGUGCCUACGCUUGCAGGACAUUUUAGGAUAUGUACCUAGAAGUGUAUGUAAGAAACCACUAAACAUGUAGCCAUCUGGUGACACCGCUAAAUAGCCAUCAACUACUUGAUCUAGAAACCUAGAUGAUAUGUAACUUUGUAAUGACUUGUAUGCUCUCACUGCUGCACAAUAUAUAGGACUUAAUCAUGUUGUUUUCUUAAAGACUGGCAUGUGAAAUUCAAGUAUCAUUUUUCGCAAAGGUUCCUCUCCCAUUAAUCUGAUCUAAUCUGUGAUUUUAGGCUCUGAAAUAAGACUCUGAUGAAUAGAAACGUAUGAGUGUUGCUGAUGUUUAAACUUGGCCUGAGAUACAGCUUCAUUUCGACCAUCUAAGCAGAGUCAGUGCCGUGUCAUCGCCCCAGUGAUGUGCCGUCCCAGCACAUAUGACCGCUGCAUUGACGUGGUGAGUGAUCGAGGAGGUGAACUCUGCCCUCGGAGAGGCCGAACGGUGUCUGGAAACGUUAAAGCUACCGCUAAGACGCGGGGGUAGUGUUGUGAUUCACAUCCAGGUGUGUGCGUGUGCAGUGUUUUGAAGAAUGUGGAGGAGGAGCGCGCAAAGCUGCGUGCUGUGGAGAGGGUGUGGAAUGCCUGCAGUAAACUGGAACACCCUGACUCAGCCUGCGUAGCACAAAUCUAGCCCCAGUGGGAACUGCUGCUCAUUACGCUGCCUGAAAUGUAUGGAUGAGUGAGUGGGGGGAAAACAGACAGGGAGGAGGACGACACCAUGCAGGUAAUGGUUGAGGAAUACAUACAGAGAUAGCAGAAGGCCUUUAGCUUAGCGCAGGAAUGCAGAGUCGCUCUCUCGCAAUUGCUCCAGACCUAUUGUCACAGUCUUUCUAUGGCCGACCUUUUUGUUCUCGGAGUUACUUGUUUUGUCAUCAUCACACGUGUUCAACCCCCAACCAAUAAUGGCUGCUGCAGCUCUGUUGACGACGAACCUUUUGUUACCCCUCUUUUGUGCUUUUGUUACCUGCACAUACAUGUUGUGAAGCCCGUGAGCUGAAUUGCACACCCUCACUUGUUUGCCAUGGUUGUGUAUGUGGAUCCGGACAGAAUAGCAUUGUUGGGCUCAAGUCAUUGUUGGACUUGGGUGUCCACAGUACUGCACAUGUCCAUUAGGUCACUAAAGGGGCAGAGGGGGACAAUGUGGCUAUUGUUUUAAGUGACUUGCCCCCCCCCCCCCCCCCUUCUGGUCUGUUCCUCUAGAUUCAGGUCAUUCAGCUCAAACUGUAUGAGUAAACACAUUUACUCACAGCAGCUUGCUACAGUGAAUGGGAGGCCAGAACUACUACAGACUAUUUUUGAAGUUGGGUUGCAAUUUGUCUCUAAACAUAUUCCUUCAAUUGUAGUGUUGUGAUCAACCUUGCACCUGUUGCUGCAUGUCUUAUGGGGACAUCUUGCUGAAAAUUACAAAUAUUUUGUACAUUCUCCAGAAGAAGAGAGGCCACCCAAAUCUUAUACCGGCACUACUCUCUCCAAUGAUAGUUUACAAAAUACUAAAGGACACCAUACAGAAUGAGAUUCAAGAUUCAAAUGUUUUAUUUGUCACAUGAUGCUCAUAUAAUAUGUCCAGUGAAAUGAGGGGUAGGGUACUCUUAAGGCAGUGCAAGAAUGGCUAAGUGGUGCAUCUGCAGUCGGACAAUUAAAGACAACUUUGGAAAGAUUAAUUUUCUUUUCUCACAGCUGACUUUCAUGCAUCAAUAUGCCUACAUAGUAUACAUUAUACUAAGAGCUCAUAUUGCAUUUAACCUCUCUAAAUAGACUACUCUAAAUUAUAUUUAAACCCAAGUUUGAUAAGCCAGCCAGUCGGUAGUAGACCAGAUCAGGAGAAUUAGCAGCUCUCGCGCUGCAUGUGGUGAGAACGUUGACUUGGACUCCCACUGGGGAGACUUUGUCUCAUGAUCUGCUCUGUUUGGGUUGUGGGGAUUAUGGUUCUUAGCGUUUGCUUGUUGUGUAGCCAUAUCAAAGGUUGCAAAUCACUGGUGGCUCAGAGCUUGUUUUACUUUUAUUAUGGUACAUGUAUUGUUUUGCUGUGCCGCCCUUGGGUGUCUAGUCUACUGUAGUGCUUUUGGAGCCCAGGGCAUAAUGGUUUAACAUCGCCUUGUUGUUGUUGUUUGGCUUUAUGUUGAAGUUUCAUGCAGAGCUGACUUCUUUAUACAAGUAUGAAACUUGAGAAUAUUAUGCCAAAGUCGUACUUCAAUCAGACGAAUGUUCAUGACAAAUAGCCCCCAUGUGUCCCCAUUAGAGUUGAGCUUGUUUCAGUGAAGCAACACUAAAAGAGAAAGAACGAAGCCUAUUCCUCACAAACGAAAAAGUAAAUAAUGAGUUAGUCCAAGAAAAAACACUGGACAUUGCUAUACAUCGCUCCAACAGUUGAUGAUGUGUAACAUUCCUCCUUCAGCGGGCCUGGGAAUGUGUGAACUCACCACCUGAACUACCUACCGUGUGUCCCGCACUGAGUCUAGUUUCUCUGAAACAAAGAUAAAGAUAAUUGCAUCAUUUGAAAGCUUUUGUCGCCCCAGUUUGUAUGCAUGCAUCGGACUGUGUGUCAAAUGUGUGGAUCAGCUGAGCAGGGAGGGAUUUUGCACGAUAUGUCAUGAUGACAGUUGUUUCUUUUUGCAAGUAAUCAAUCUAUUCUCUGUCCUGAAGUACGGAUUUGUCUCCGCCUGUCAAACAAAGAAACGGUGUGCUGUCCAGUGUAAUGCUGUCUGUCCGGCCAGUUCAGUGUCAACCCGGACGGUGCUUCCUUUUACUGUCGUACAUGCUGCUUCACAUUUUACAGUCUUGAUCUUUCUCUGCUGAUAACCUUCUCUGUAUAGUCAUGUUGAAUCAUACUGUGUUCCAUUUCCGAGUAUGGAGAAGAUCAAAUUAGAUAUUUUCGAAAGAGUAGAAGUAAACUUAUGUUGCAUGCUGAUGUACCAUUUCUUCAGCUACAAGCACAACGGUGAAGCUAAAAGUGUGGCAGGCUGUGUUUUGUUGGAACAGCUGGUAGAAUUGAGGGAGGGAGAGCGAAAGGGUGGAGACAGGAAAGAGGGGAGGAGUCGGGGUUUGUGGGAUGGAUGGGAAGGAUGUAGUUCGAAGGGGAAGGAGAGUAGGCCAGACAGGCAAAGAUAGAAAGAGAGGAGGCGGGGUCUCACACCAUCAUGGCCCAUGUUGCUACAGACUGGCCAAUGCUACAAGCCACUGUCGGGUUAACCCACGAGAAAGGGUUCUCUGUGUGAUGCCGACUGCAACUAACUGCUUCAUCAGCUAAACCUUCGUCUCUCUGACCGACUCGCUGUCUGCACUUUUGUUUAAGGCUUAAGUUCUCCCUCAUUCUGGAGCUGCAACAAUUCAAUAAAUAGUCGAUCCACGGAAAAUCUACCGGGAACUAUUUGAUAAUAGAGUCCAGCUCCUCAGUUGAGAAUAUUUGAUGGUGUUCCUUGUCUUCUAUUAUAUUACACAACAUAUUUUGGGCUAUUUGACUGAUGGUUGAGCAAAACAGGGAAUUGGGAUAAUGGAAAUUCACCGCGAUCAACUUGUUGUGAAUGUUUCCUAUAUCGUCUCAUCCCUAGCUGUUCCUUGCUUUAGUCCCAAUGACUCCUCUCCUCUUGACUCAGGUCUAUGACAAAGAACCAGUGUUUACUUUGGAUAUUGGUGAUGAUGUUGUUAUUCGGGCUGACUAUAAUGCAUACAGGCCUUGUGAUUUGUUGGUGCUCCUGCACAGUAAGCACAUGAACUAAUAUAAAAGUGUCACACAGAAGCUAAAAUGAAAAAAAAUCCUAAGUGCCCAGACAAAAACGACUGAGAACUAGAGGAGUGUUGCGUUAAUGGACGGGUCAAUACAGCUGUUGGCAGCAGCUUCCCCUCAGGCAGUAAUUCUAUACUACAUGUCAAGGACAAGAGCAGGACACCUGACUGAGCUGCAACCGCCACCAAUAUGCAUCAAACCCAUCGUUGCAACAUCCAGUCUGCUAUUAUUGAAUGCUUCUCCAUUCAUUUAAACUGUGUAGUAAUUACCCAAUAUAACUCAGCCACUAACUGCAGCCUCAGAUAUUACCGUACCGUUGAAAUGAAUGGGCAAUUCAGUCUGAUGAUCGGGCUCGACGAACUAGAAUGUGGUGGGAGCGGCCUGUUUCUGAGCGGAGCCGGGACAGGUGUUUUGCGACAUAAAUGGUCUGGUUUUUAGGACGGCACAUGAUCUCGCAGGAAGAGGCCACAAAAACUGGGCCAGUAGUUCAAUUUGAAGUUUUCAUAUGCUCUCAAAUCACCAUGAACAUUGAAACACAAUUUAGAUGUGUGUAUCUCGCAGUUUAUACUCUGAAUAAGUAGUGAAGAAAAAGGAAACUAAACUUUCACACGAAGAUGAAAUUAGUGCACAUAUAAGUGUGUAUAUGUGAGCCCAUACAUGUACACUAUGUGCAUAUACAGUACAGUAACCCGUGAGGUUUUAUACGUCACAUGUGCUGGUUGUUUAACAAAUAUUGUCUUCAAGGCAGCUGGUCCGAAUCUGAGCGCUGAUGCUUCUGUAGCCCGCUGCCCGCAAUCAAAGGCCAAUCAAAGCUAUAGCAAUAUGUAUGGAUGGAUUAUGCUAUUGACAUGGAUGGAUUAUGCUACAGUAAAUCAGAUUAAGACAUGUUGACCCUGGUACAUAGUAUGCAGAAAUUACAGCAAUAGUCCUAAAUGUACAAGAAAGCACUUCCCUUACCGCUGUCAUUGAGCCAGAGACUCGUUCAGGUUCCGGUCUCCUGCUCCACAGGAGUGCUAUCCUUUUAGUUGCCCCUGAGGUCUGAUCCUCCAAUGGAGCACUUUUCCUCUUGGUAAUACUAACUUAGUAGUUGUAAACAUGAUUCAUAGCAUUUAUGGUACACAAAAAACAAUAUCAAGUUGUGUUUUUGUUCUGUUGAAAUAGUUGGUGUGAUCUAUUUACUUUGUUGUGUUGUUGAUGAGAUACUACGUAGUUCAGGAGUUGCUGAGAUCAGACGUGAUGAAGCAGAAGAGUAAACUAAAGGGAGUCUUUAGGAUAUAGCACUUCUCGCCACCCUGGUAUUAGAAAGCCCUGUAGCACCAAACCAAAGCAAAGAGUUUAAACUUUGUGGCGCUGACUUGUUGCACAGGGCUCCCCAGCGAGUCCCCAGGGCUCAGCAGAUACCAUUCUGCGUGCUCCAGGGCAUUAAAUCCUCUUUGCAUGGCUGGUGAUCAAGCCAUGAUGUAAAGGAGCUUAGUAGCAACAGACAGCCAGGCAGGAAGCUGCUUCCCUGUUGGCCACAGAUCAGGUGAUCACACACAAAACACAGACGGGAGAGAGAGACGGGCAGGGACAAGGUGGAAAAACAAAGAGGGUGAAAUGGACAUGGGGAGGUGUGUGAAUGGUGACACCAGAGGGAGCUUGGACAGAGAAAUUAGCAGAGACUAAUCUGAGGUUUUUCAAUAGAUGGAUGUGGUGUGAAAACACAACCUGAGUCUGCUGCAGGACACUCUUAGCAAUGCAUGCAUAUGGAUGUUUGUUGUCAGCAGUGAGGUCAUGUUUGUUCUUUGAGUGUUGGGAAGUUGAGGGGAACCAAGGUGAGAGAAACGCCGCAUUGUUAUUGUUGGUACUUAAAGCUGCAACUAACGAUUGUUCUCAUUUUGGUUAUGAAAUGACAGAAAAUUGUCAUAGUUUGUUUAUUCAGCAAACAGUCCUAAAGCCAUAGACUUUUACUAACCAUAGAGUUCACUGUAAUAUGAGAAACAGAAGUAUAACAUCACAUUUCAACGGAGAAUGUUUGGUAUUUUUGCUCUAAAAAUGAUUAAAACCAUUAAUAGAUUAUCAAAAUGGUUGUUGAUAAUUUUCUGUUGGUGUUCUCAUUGUAAACACAAGCCAGCCUUGAGUGCUCUAACAUCCCCCUGUAUCCUUCUCUUCCUCCCUUCACAGGUCACUUUCCUCCUUCCCUCCCCCCUCCUCCCCUCCCACCUGUCUCAGCUCUGGUUUGUCAUGGAGAACUCUUCGGUGGCGUCUGCGUCGUCCGAGGCCGGGAGCACGCGCUCACAGGAGAUAGAAGAGCUGGAGCGCUUCAUUGACAGCUAUGUGCUGGAGUACCAGGUGCAGGGGCUUCUGGGAGACAAGGCCGAUGGCGACUUGGACAUGGACAACGGUGGCAAGGUGCCGCAGUGGACAGAUGACUGCAACAACAAGAAAGAUGGCAGCUGGACGUCUUCACGGGGGAGAGGCUCAACCAAGCCAGACGAAUGGGAGCACAGCAGCAACGGCAGCACCGGGUCCAGGCCCAGUUCAGGGUCCAGACCCGGGUCCGGCUCACGCUCCGGCAGCAGAGGCAGAAACAACCAGUUCACAGGCCCUGCCAUGAACGGGAACAGAGACGGCUCCCUGGACAUCCUGGGGACAGACAUAUGGGCUGCCAACACAAUGGACUCACGCGGAGGUGCUGGUUGGGACAUCCAGCCAGAGAAGCUGGACUUCAGCCAUUUCCACAGAAAACACCUGAGAGGACUACCAAAGCACCUGCCACACAUUGACAGAGAAGGGAUGAACAAAAACAAGUUUGAGGAAGAUGACGGUAUAGACAUGAACGACAUAGAGAAGUUUCUACCCCAUCUGCAUACUGUCUUCCCCCCCCUUCUUAAUGAGGCUGAGAUCGCACACACCAAAAAGCUCUUCCGACGGAGGAGAAAUGACCGACGAGCGGUUGAUCAGUUCAUCCGAGACCAGUUAACCAUACUUCUGCCCACUGGCCCCGGGGGAAAGCGGCAAGUCUCAGCCAGGAGACAACAGCGGCCUCAGGGAGGAGGCGGAGGAGGAGGAGGAGGAGGAGGAGGAGGAGGAGGAGGAGGCGGAGGAGGAGGGAAGAACCAACCUCAGCUGAUACAACAGCAGUCACCACAGCACCAGAGGGAUCAAUCCCAACAUCAAUCCCCAAACCAACAGGAGCAGAAUCUAACAGAACUGGGAGAUAUCAGAAACAGUAGUGCUGGUCGGCCGCCUCGCCAGUAUCAGGGAGGACAUGGGCAGCGCCAAGGAGGACCCCCGCACCACGGAUACAGCCAGAACCGGCGUUGGCACCACAAUCCGAAAGGCCCUGGGCAUGGACAGACGAACUUUACAGGUGAUAAAGGAGCACCCCCAAGGACAACCAAAGACAGAGAGACUGAGAAUGUAAAACCAGAAGACGAGCAAAUCAGACCUCCUCAAGACAACAGCAGUAAGGGUCCCAAUGAAUCACCCAGACCAGUGUCGACACCCACUACAAAUGUGUUCCCACAUCUGACAGUUAGAAAGGAAUCUCCCAACCCGCCAAGAAGUCGAAAGGGAGGCGAGGGCCAGUCGGAGCAGCCCAAAAUCAGCUUGCUGCAGUCGUCGAAGGAGAGACUGAGGAGGAGACUAAAGGACAAGGAGGAGGCACGUGUGGAGGCGCCGGGCUCCGGAUCGCAGAGCAUGGACCGGCUGGUGGACCUUCUCAACAGCAUGAGGAGCAACAGCAGCGGGGUGGAACAGCAGCUGGCCUCCUUCAUGGAGGAGGCGCAGUGCUCGGCGCGGUCCGAGGAAACCCUGGCUCAGGUGGUCAGCACCAUCUACUGCAAGGCCGUGUCAGACCGGAGCUUUGCCGCCACAGCCGCCAAGCUCUGUGACAAGAUGGCACUGUUCAUGGUGGAGGGGACCAAGUUCAGAUCGCUGCUCCUCAACAUGCUGCAGAUGGACUUUGCCUGUCGAGAGGAGCUCCAGCAGUCGGAUGUGGAGAGGUGGCUCGGUUUCAUCACCUUCUUGUGUGAGGUGUUUGGUACCAUGAGGAGCAGCUCAGCGGAGCCCUUCAGGGUGCUGGUGUGUCCCAUCUACACCUGCCUACGAGAGCUGUUGGAGUCCACAGAUGUUAAGGAAGAUGCAGUCCUGUGCUGUUCAAUGGAGUUGCAGAGCAUGGGGCGCCUCCUGGAGGAGCAGCUCCCAGAGAUGAUGACCGAGCUUCUCGCAGCCGUCAGGGACAAGAUGCUCAGUCCGGCCGAAUCACAGCUGACUCGCUCUCUCCUGAUGGAGGUCAUCGAGCUGCACGCACAUCACUGGAGCCCCCUGGAGGCUCUCACCACCCAAUACUACAACCGUACCAUCCAGAAGCUCACCACCACUGCCUAGGUGCCAGCUCCCACAGGAGAAGAGGAGACGAGCCCUCCUGAAAGCCCCUUGGAGACAUUUUUCAGUUGAGCGUCAAUCGGCUCUUUUAGUUUGACCAAAACACAGGAAUUUAAUAAAGUCACUCUCCGACCGAAGUGAAUCCGUGCUUUACGUGGGUUUUGAACCUAGUUGUAUAGUUUGCUAAUUCCUCCAAGAUAGGCGAGCACUGCCACAGAUAACCGUACACUAUCCACCAAACAGUUAGCUAUCAAGCAAGCCAUCGAGGCAACACAAGCUUAUUUGACACGCAUUUAGGAAAACAGCAACGUAUUUAUGGCCAGUAGGGGCAUGCUUGGCCACACAGAGGGAGCUCGCCUUGCACAGGCUGCUGAGGGAUAAAGGAGGGAACAGACAAGAGGGGAGUGUGGGGGAGAGGAGGAGAGGGCAGCAGCCUGCCCGUAGGGAAUAGAGCGAUCCGUACCCAAAGAUGAAUGGAGGGGCUUAGGGUGGGAGGUCAGGGUAGUCCGUGUCAGUCUCUUCAUUGUGUUCAUUUGCCCACCGCACUCCUCCCCCCCUCCUCUGUCUCUCCGUCAGCCUCUGGGGUCUGUGUGGCUGAUAAAAGAGAGAUGAGGAGGAGGAGGAGGAGGAGGAGGCAGGGAGCGAACACGGUGCUGUCUGUCUGGGCCGUCUGCCCCGCCGGGGCCAGGGACCGGGUCAAAGGGCCUCGCUGUGGAGCUCCCACAGCGCCUCCCCGCCUUUGUCUCCCCCCCCCAAACUCCACACCCCACUGCAGGAAGCCUUUUUGUGGAGAUGAGACAGCGGGCCUGCUGGGCCUGAUGGCUGGGUGGAGGAUAAGGAUCAGGCUGGCUAGAGUAGGGUGGCAGAUGGCUGCUUGAGCCCAUGUGAGACGACACACACCCCUCUGGCACCCCGGCUCCCUGCUCCCCGAGCAGUAAAAAAUAUUGCAGUUGGGGGUGCGGGGGGGGGGGGGCAGCAUUAGAAAAGCAUUAAAACAAACACUGCUGUGUGAUAAUUCUUUUGUUUUUGGUCCUACAGGGGAAGGUCUCUUCUCCUAUGUUGAGUCGUGCAUGUACAUGCUUUGUUAACCACAUCUUUGAUAUUAUCAUUAUUUUAUUUUUUUAAAUAAUUUAGUGUUUUUAUUGUUGGUUCAUUUUGAAGUCUUGUUUUUAUGAAGUGUAUGUAUGAGGUUUUAGUGGUAGGCCUUAUUGCACAGGUUUGAUUUGUUUUGCACUGUUCUGCUUUAAAGUUGAAUUUGAAUCAGUGCUUGUGGAUCAAUAGGAAACAUCUCAGUAGUGAGACACAUGGGUGAAGCAUAGUGAGGGUUUUUAGGAUGUUUUAAUGGACUAGUGGCCUUAUAAUUUAUCCAUCUGUAUAGGAGCUCUCUGGCUGCGGGGCCUGCAGCAGCAGCAGAGGGCAUGCUGAGGACUUGACAGUUGGUCUUAUUCACAUCAUUCUGUCGCUGACGGAAAAAAAGGACAAAGUGACGUGAUGACAAAAAAAAAAGAAAAAGAGCAUGGCACACAGAAAGGAGUGAAAUGCUUCUUUAACGUGUUCUCAUACUCGAGCCAUUCUUUGCGGUGGACAUUUUGCAAGUGUUUAAUAUUGACUGUAUUUGCUUUGUGUUUGAGGAAAAUGACAACUAUUAACCUGUGUAUUUGAAGACAAUGACGAAAAAAAUAAUUCUUAUUGUAUGACCUCAUUAGCUAAUCAUAUGUGACCCUUAUUCCAGCUAAUGUGUGUACUAUGAUAUUGACGUACCAAGCCAAUCAUGUACCAUUUAUAAAUGGGCUAU
Anarrhichthys ocellatus (wolf-eel) is the source of this 10611-nucleotide messenger RNA. It is a transcript of the gene ctif, whose product is annotated as CBP80/20-dependent translation initiation factor. The coding region runs from base 6459 to 8819 and encodes 786 amino acids. Lineage: Eukaryota; Metazoa; Chordata; Actinopteri; Perciformes; Anarhichadidae. The record is from RefSeq and is a predicted model, not a curated record. Gene Ontology annotation, molecular function: protein binding; RNA binding; translation activator activity. The transcript is spliced from 13 exons. Gene Ontology annotation, cellular component: cytosol. Gene Ontology annotation, biological process: regulation of translational initiation.